UCUUUUGACAACUCUAGACUUAGAAAACUAGAAAAUCUAUUUAUUAAUUUAAAAAUUUCAAAACCAUUUCCCAUUAAAUUGUAGAAAUAUGGAUUAUUUGUGUAGAUUUCUUAGCGCCGAUUUGUAUUGUUUGCUAACCUCAAUUCGUGGAAAUUCUGGAGAAAAUUCAAAAGAAAAGACUGUCAAGAAUCGUGUUCUCAAGGAGACUGAAGAUGACGUGGAGAAUCACUUCCUGGUGGUACGUCCUAGCUAUACGAUCCGCCACAAGUAUCCUGGUCCUUUGAGAACCUAUGAUGGCGAAGAGCGUUGUGAGCCGCGUUUGAUACGGCUUUCGGAUCUGAGCGGCAGCCAAUUGGAUUGGAUACUGAAUCAGUGCGAAGAUCAGGACGAAAUGAAACAGGAAUGUGAGUCUGAAACCACUAAAGGAACCCAGAAGGAACCUGAAGAAACAGAUCAGAAGCUCUGUAAUGCCAAGAGAGAGGAAUUUCUCAAAAAUUUCGAGUCCCAGAUCUUCUUGAAUCUCCUGCCCACAGUAAAGAGUUCCCUCACACUGGACAGCAUCUGGAGCGGAAAUCUACCCACGCCAGAGCAACUAAUCCGAGUGGAGCUACGUGCCAGGACUCUGUACGAGCUGUCCACUUGCCAGGAACCACAUGCACCCACUUGGGACUCUCUGAAGUCCACGGAAAAGCUAAGUUUCCAUUGGCAAGCCCAUGCGGGAGUGAAGCUCCAGGAGACGCCCUUUGAUAACUUUCAGGUGUGUUACCUCAGGAAUUGCCGCAAGAAUGUCACCAAAAUGAAUAUUCGCCAAAACAGUUGCGAGAUGAGACUUCGCUGGGACCACAUGGAUCGCAGCGAACGAAUGCCCUUCUUUAUACAGGCUCUACUGUACCAGGUGUCCGUGGGAGAUAUCGAUCCCACGGAUCAGUGUAUGGUGCGUGAGUUCUUUCAGAAAGUGAAGUAGCAAAGAACGACGAUCCAUUUCCAUUUGCAUUUCCAUUCCAUUUUUUCGGUUUUAUACGAACCAGAUGUUGUUGUGGCCAUUCUAUUUUCGUCCAGAGCCUCGAAAUUCGCAGCUCUUUCUCCCUCGAUUUGUGCUCUUGAACCAGUUUCGGUUCUUCAGAGGAAUAAUGGAUCCCCUGCUUUGGUCCAAGGCCGCCAAUAUGACAUGGCAUUGGCACUCGAUUAACAAUUAACUCGUCAGCAGUCAAGGUCGCGCAGAAAACACUCGGUGGGGGAGGGAGGGGAAAUCCCCCCAAUCAAUUUCCCAGGCGCAUACAUUAGCCAUAAAAAUUUGUUGUACUCCGCAGAAACGAAACAAAUAAAACAAACGAGAGGGAAAACUUUUUAAAAUGUAAUUUCGCUGGCCGGCAAAAUAAAUAAAACGGAAUUGUGGCAAAUCGAAAGUGAGGAGAGAGCCAGGAAAUCAAAAGUCCGCAUCAGAUCGGCGAAUCCAGGCAUUAUGCUAAUGGAAAUCACAGAGGGGGGAAAGUCCUGGUUUAUGGCCGUUGACAACUUUUGGCGAGCCGGGCAUAAAACGAAAUGAAAUGGAAAACUAAACCGAAGGAGGAAAACUCAAAUGGCCAACGAUUCGCCACGAACUCUAACUCAAAAGCGGAGCAGUGGAACUGUAUCGAAGGAGUCGCAAUUUAUUGUCCCAGAUAUUGACUUUUAUAGUGGCAUUCCGCCAUCCCUUUUCCGGACUCAUAAUGCGACAUUUCGCUGGGAAUCUCCUCGAGAAUCGGGAAACAAUUGGCAUUCGGUGAAUUUCGCAUGCCUGCCACCAACAGUUCAAGUUCGGUUCAAGGGGGUUUUCCCUUCCGCCCAACCCUCAACUCUUUUUUUAUGGACGACUGUUGUUGCGAAGAUUUCGUUGUUUUGAUAUUCGGCAGUUUUAUUGCCUCGACCCAAGUUCGCACCUCAAUUUGUCUUCGUAAAUGUGAAAAAUGUGGAAAUUAGUUGGCGGUCCGAGCGGCAGGCUGGCAGGCAGUCUCCCAUUUUCGGUUGUUGGGUUUAUGGCCAAACAUUUCAUCAAUCACGCGGGGACGUGUCACACCUAUCAGGACCGCUGACGCCCGGCUCAGAUGCAGAUCGUCGCGGAGGAAACCCCAAUCGUAAAAAAAAGGAGUGCGAUAGCCACGCCCCUUGUCUCCGGUUUGGUGUGAACUUAAUGGCCGCGCCAGGAAUCUGUGGCACACUUUCAGGCUCUUAAAAAGAAGAAGGACAUUUGGCGUGGUCCUCAUUAUCAGAUGCUGAGGUUUAGAAAUUUCUUUAAAAAAAAAUAA
This is a messenger RNA of Drosophila kikkawai, 2285 nucleotides long. RefSeq lists its product as uncharacterized. The record is from RefSeq and is a predicted model, not a curated record. Lineage: Eukaryota; Metazoa; Arthropoda; Insecta; Diptera; Drosophilidae.